Penicillium alfredii is the source of this 999-nucleotide messenger RNA. RefSeq lists its product as uncharacterized. NCBI's taxonomy places the organism in Eukaryota, Fungi, Ascomycota, Eurotiomycetes, Eurotiales, Aspergillaceae. The transcript has a single exon. The record is from RefSeq and is a predicted model, not a curated record. Bases 1 to 999 code for a protein of 332 amino acids.
AUGCUGUCUGCAUCAACAGUAUCCUCCUCCUCCCUGGAUACAAAGGACGCCGAGUCAGCGAAGACUACCGGCAGUCCCGAAUCACUCUCACCGGAUGAGGCAGCGAAGGACUAUGAAUCGCACCUGCCAUUCAAAAUCCCGGGUGCGGUGGUGUUGUCUGGCCCUUCUAUUUCUAUUCUUCGCCAAACUGCGAACGAUAUCUAUCUUCAAAUUAACUCCGACACGUCUUACUCGAAUCAGUUUAUUAUCGUGUCGAAUCUAUCCCGGCAAGUGCAGGAGCUUAUCGGUGGAGAUCGAAAUCCCCUUGAGGUUCCCUACAGAUUGACACUCGACACACAGCGCCAGCAAGCGGUUAUUCGAAUAAUGCCUUCAGGAGCGCAUGAGCGUGUGACACAGUCAUUUUCAAACGAACUCGUCGUGAAGUUACUUGAUAUGGGAAUUCGUCCAAGAGCUUACACUAUGAAUGCGGCCACCCGAUACCACGGAAAAUCAUGCGAUAAAGAAGCCGAUCAGUCUCUUACUCCAUCGCGGGAUACCUUCUCUAAUAAGGUAUGGCCUUCGCUCGUUAUUGAGACGGGUCUUUCCGAAUCAGAAGCACAACUACGAGCCGACGCGUAUUGGUGGUUCUCGAAUUCCGACUACAAAGUCAACAUAGUUAUGCUCUUUCACAUACAAAGAUCCCCUGAGCGCAGAGUCACCAUAAAACUCUACAGUCUCAGACCAGCCACCCCAAGAGUCACCCGUGGACUACAGGCGGAGGCCGAGCGCACUCUACUAUCUAAUCCUACGCUAUAUCAAACAGACUCCCCAAUAGUGCUACGUCAUUCAGCGGCCCACGAGAUCGUUAUCACCUCAAGAGGUAUUCAGAAUGCUCCGCUGGAACUAGAUUUCGAAUCCGUCAUGCGCCGGCAGCCGGCCCCUAAUACGAGGGAAAAAAACAUUAUAUUCACGGCUGAGGAUCUUGCUGAGUGCUGCAACCAUGUCUUUCUGGAAGCCUGA